CGCUGGUUCUCUGUAUUUUCUCCUCUCUCCCUCAUGCUAUCGCCCCCUCUCUCUCCCAAAUUCCCCUGCCACCUCCCACCCCACCACCACAACCGGCCACCACCAAGCAGCGCCUCCAAUUUUCGCCACCCACCACAAAGGCCGAACGCCAAUCAUCUGGUCGAUCUGUCUCAACCUCGCACCCCUCCAGCCAAAUGUAAACUACCGCACCCCUCCGGCCGGAAUCCGCCCAAGAGAGAGAUAGAUGAUGUCCACCCCUCUAGCCGGAAUCCAUCCAAGAGAGAGAUAGAUGAUGUCCACCCCUCUAGCCGGAAUCCAUCCAAGAGAGAGAUAGAUGAUGUUGGUGGCCCGGAAUCCUCCCAACCACGGCUGGGUACAGGCCUGGGUCACGCUGGGUCACGGCCUGACCCACCGCGGAUUCCGUGGGUCAUGGCCUGACCAUGGAUUCCGGCGUGGCUGGGCAGUGGGAUUUGUUUGAUUUUCUUCUCUUAUGAGGGAUUUUGUUGGGGGAUUUUGUUUUGGUAUGAUUUUCUUCUUUUCUGGGGGAUUUUGUUUUGGUUUGGUUGUAUUCUUCUCCGGCGAAUAUGGGAAGUGGCCGGAUUUGGGGCAGUUGCCGGCGGUUUGUUCCAGUUGAUUUAUAUAUAUAUAUGAAACUGGAUUCUUUUUCUGCAUUCAUGGGUUCUGAAUUGGGGUUCUUUUAUUUUACAUGGUUUCUGUAUUGGGUUUCUUCUAUUUUAUCUGAUUUUCUGGAGUUCUCGAACUCAUCUAUAGUAGUACUCAGCACUCAGCAGGGUCACCUGGUGAUGAGCGAUGGAGUUUCCAUGAAAGAGUGGGAAAGGUUGGAUGAUUGGAUCAAUGUGGCUAUGGAGUUUCCGGCGAUGAAGAAGAAAGGAAUGAUGAGCAAGAAGAAAAGGUUUGGUAAAAAAUCCAGUGUUUUCGAUCCUAUUCCAUAAGCUGGCGGUUUUGGGCAGUGGCCGGCGAGGCUCCAUGGAUUCCGGCGUUCGGCUGCUCCAGACCUCCGGUCGUUUCUGUUGAGUUGGGGCUUUGUUUUUUAGGAAAGAAGUUGAGUUGUGGCUUUGAAUGGGCAAGAGAAAGAGAUGAUGAAAUUUUUUUAAUUAUUGGUUGCUGUAAAAGAUGGCAUUUGCCGCCGUCCGGAUGUAAGGGGCUCUCAUUGGAUGAUGAGAAGUCAUCUUCGUUGGAUUUAAAUCUAUUAUAAAAGAUUUGCCUAGGAGAUGCUCCUAUGCCUUCA
Molecule: messenger RNA, 1249 nt
Organism: Corylus avellana
Lineage: Eukaryota; Viridiplantae; Streptophyta; Magnoliopsida; Fagales; Betulaceae
Source: RefSeq, a predicted model, not a curated record